Puccinia graminis f. sp. tritici CRL 75-36-700-3 is the source of this 1011-nucleotide messenger RNA. RefSeq lists its product as uncharacterized. The transcript has 3 exons. Bases 1 to 1011 code for a protein of 336 amino acids. The record is from RefSeq and is a predicted model, not a curated record. NCBI's taxonomy places the organism in Eukaryota, Fungi, Basidiomycota, Pucciniomycetes, Pucciniales, Pucciniaceae.
AUGUCUUUAGCUCGGACCCCACCACCCAAGACCAACAACUUGCCGAUCCCCCAGGAGAUUGCUCCCCCAGCGCCAAAGUAUGGGGUGCCUUACUCCAAGGAGAAGGUGGCUGGGUUGGGCCCAGAAGAAUGUCAGUGGCUCUUUAAGCGCCAACAUCCGAUCAAGGUGCCCGACGAUGAGCUAAUUGAUUACGAGAACCCUGUAGGUGCCUCUUCAGUAGAUGAUAAGGAGAUUCAGUCGAAGCUUACUGGUCCCUUCUCCCAGAUGAAUGUCGAUGUCAAAGGCAACCAUCCGACUGAAGACGUGAAGCCGUCAGUCAAACCUUUGACCCCUGCGCCCCCUCAACUCCACUCCAAGGUCAACGUGGGCAAAAUCCUGAAGGCCUGGCCAAACAAGGACUGCCCCAAGUUCAAGGGCACCCCGGGUGAAGAUGCCCGGGAUUGGUUGGUCACCAUGGAGGUACUCCUUGAAGACCGCCAGGCUCACAUUGGUGUCUGGAAUGUUGCCACUAGUAGAUGCCUCAGUGGAAAAGCCUUCCGCAACUACAAGGAUGCAGUCCUUGAUAAUUCCAAACCCAAGAGCUUUACAGACCAGUCAAUCUCCGACCAGCUCAACCGCCUUUUCCAAAGCCAGAACGAGACGUGUCAGGAGUUCUACGAACGGUUCAGAGACUGGCAAACCAAGGCAAAGACCUAUGGUUACCAGUACGACGAGAAGACGACGUUCGUCAAGAAGCUGAUCCGGGGCCAAGCCAUGGAGCACGACCACAAGCAUCGCGAAUUGCACCCUGUUGCCUCCACCUCUGGUGGCGGAUCCGGAAAGCGCCAAUCAGAUGGCGACUACGGUUGGGACCGGAAGAAGAAGUCCUCUUGCCUUGCUUGCUACAAUUGCAAGAAGGAGGGGCAUGUUCUCGCCAAGUUCCCAGAGCCAAAGACGGAUUGUCAAAAGGCUUGGGAGGCAAAGCACGCUGAAGAAAAAGCAAUAAAGAAAAAAAAGCGUAGUCAAUGGUGA